CCAGUUGCGUGCGACUUCUUUAAACGAACCCAUCCAGAUUACCAUUAUGGGGUUUUUUAACAAUGCUUCACCUCAAUUCUACUUGGUUUUUAUUUUCAUGUCUCCUUAUACAUUUUGUCGUAAACGGUAUCCGUUCUGCUCCAAAUUCAAAUAAAGUUUGUUUAUUUGAUUUCUUAAACGGCAAAUUUCUUUUAAACUUUUUUCUUCUAAUCAGCGAAAACAAAUCCGAGGCCAGAGGACUCACCAUUUUAAUUUUCCUGUUUAGAAUAAAAGAUGAAAGCAUUCUUAGCUAAAUGAAAUUCAUAAACGGAAGUCUCCCUCCUAACUUCAUUCAUGGAGAAGAAAUGGGUAGUCCCCCUCUUCGUGAGUACUUUAUUCGGCAUCUUCCUCCUAAGGUCCCUCAACAUGGGUCUAUUUUCCUCCAUGGAAACCAUCAACUCGGUUCUCUCUCUUUUACCAUCCAAAAUCUCCGGCGACAACCGUGACUCUCCUGUCAUCGUCGAUUCCAAGCUCUCGUCGGAGCCACCGGCGCCGGCCCCUGACGUACCUCGCCUCGCUUACCUCAUCUCAGGGUCGAAAGGGGACCUCAGCAAGCUGUGGAGGACCCUUCAUUCUCUUUAUCAUCCUCACAAUCUCUACGUUGUGCACCUCGAUCUGGAGUCACCGGCGGCGGAGAGGCGGGAGCUCGCUGCCCGGGUGGCCAACCAUUCGCUGUUCGCCAAGGUGGGGAACGUUUAUAUGAUCACUAAGGCGAACAUGGUGACCUACAGAGGUCCGACAAUGGUGGCUAACACCUUGCAUGCCUGCGCUAUUCUUCUCAAGAAAUGGAAGAAAUGGGAUUGGUUCAUCAACCUUAGCGCUUCUGAUUACCCUCUCGUGACUCAAGAUGAUCUCCUUUUAACCUUCUCAAAAUUGCCUAGAAAUCUGAAUUUUGUUGAGCACACGAGUAGAUUGCGAUGGAAGGAGCCACACAGGGCAAAACCUUUAAUCAUGGAUCCAGGGCUCUACAUGACAAACAAGUCUGAUGUGUUUUGGUUGUUGUCAAAGAGAGAAGUGCCCAAUGCCUUUAAGCUGUUUACAGGAUCAGCAUGGAUGGCUCUGUCAAGAGAGUUUGUUGAAUUCUGCAUCUGGGGCUGGGACAACCUACCAAGAGUUCUCCUCAUGUACUACACCAACUUUAUCUCGUCCCCCGAGGGCUACUUUCAAACAGUCAUCUGCAAUUCACCAGACUUCAAUGGCACAAUAGUAAAUCAUGACCUCCACUAUAUUUCUUGGGACAUUCCUCCCAGACAACACCCACACACCCUCUCCCUUAAUGACAUCGGUAAAAUGAUUAGCAGCAAUGCUCCAUUUGCACGGAAGUUUGAUAAGGAUGACCCUGUUCUCGACAAGAUUGAUGAUGAGCUCCUUCACAGAGUCAAGCAGUGGGUCAUCCCCGGAGGAUGGUGCUCUGGUGAGCCCCUUUGCUCUGAUGUUGCUGAUGAGCUAAAGCUUAAACCUGGACCAGGAUCGGAGAAGCUUGCAUUGCUUAUGGAUAGGUUAUUUUCAUCUGAAACAUUCAUGUUUAACCAAUGUAAAUAGAAAUAGUAUUGUCUGUUGCAAUGUCUCCUUUUUCAUUGCUUCUACUUGUUCUCGAUUAUUCAAGUUUGAAUUACAUUAAGAAUGUUUACAUGGUAUCAAAGCAUCUGUGUAAUGGAAUCAUUUCUCAUACUUUCCUUCUUCUAUUUCUCAUUAUGAAUG
Molecule: messenger RNA, 1740 nt
Organism: Dendrobium catenatum
Lineage: Eukaryota; Viridiplantae; Streptophyta; Magnoliopsida; Asparagales; Orchidaceae
Product: beta-glucuronosyltransferase GlcAT14B
Exons: 5
Coding region: 334-1581 (415 amino acids)
Cellular component (GO): membrane
Molecular function (GO): glucuronosyltransferase activity
Source: RefSeq, a predicted model, not a curated record